Zea mays is the source of this 1782-nucleotide messenger RNA. RefSeq names its product homeobox protein HD1. Lineage: Eukaryota; Viridiplantae; Streptophyta; Magnoliopsida; Poales; Poaceae. Gene Ontology annotation, molecular function: DNA binding. The record is from RefSeq and is marked validated. Gene Ontology annotation, biological process: regulation of DNA-templated transcription. Gene Ontology annotation, cellular component: nucleus.
CUCUCUCUCUCUCAUUCAUCUCGCCUUUCUUUCUUACCGGCCGGCCGGCCGGCGGCUGGGCUCUGCAAUUCACCCAACUUUUCUCUGUUUUCACUACGAUCUCAGGGCUCCGGCGACCGUGCGGCCUCAUCAUCAGCUACAACCUACCAGCUGCUACCGUCUCGGUCGCCGCCUAGCUCUCCGCAGCGGCUAGCUCAUCCGGCCGGCCGCCCCUUUUCUCUUGCCGUUGCGCAGUUGCGCCCCCUUCCCCGCGGCUUAGGAACCAUCGAAAAGACGCCUCACCAUCUCCUUUGUGUCCUUGCUAACUAACUCCCCCAUUAAAUCCUCUCCUUCCUCCCGCGCUGGCCGUGUGGUCUCUCAGCCCUCCGAGUUGAUCCAUAAGCUAGCGCCAUCAUCGAUCGCCAUAUAUACAUAGCCAAGGACGCACGCGCGCGCGCGCGCAAACCAGCGGGAGCGAACACCAACCGGCCGGACCAAUUAAGAAGCAGGCUAGCAAGUCGAAGAGGAAAGAAGAGAAGGGGGGUACCGGGGGUACCGGCCGGUCAUCGAUCGAGCUUGGCGAAGCAGCGACCGCCGGGUCGUCGUCGUCGGUACAUGCAUGCAGCGCGGCGGUGAUCAAGCAGGAGCGAGCCUGGGCAUGGAGAUGGGGGUGGGGUACGCCGGCGGCGGCGGCGGCGGCGAGUGCUCGUCGUCCUCGGCGGCUGCCGCGGCCGCGGCCGCGGCGGAGGGGGAGGAGCGGCAGCUGCUCAAGGGGGAGAUCGCGGUGCACCCGCUGUGCGAGCAGCUAGUGGCGGCGCACGUGGGGUGCCUGCGCGUGGCCACGCCCAUCGACCACCUCCCCCUCAUCGACGCCCAGCUCGCGCAGUCCAGCGGCCUCCUCCACUCCUACGCCGCCCACCACCGCCCCUUCCUCUCCCCGCACGACAAGCACGACCUCGACUCGUUCCUCGCGCAGUACCUGAUGCUGCUGUGCUCGUUCCGGGAGCAGCUGCAGCAGCACGUCCGGGUGCACGCCGUGGAGGCCGUCAUGGCGUGCCGCGAGAUCGAGCAGUCCCUGCAGGACCUAACCGGGGCGACACUUGAGGAAGGGACGGGGGCGACCAUGUCAGAGGACGAGGACGAGGCGCCGAUGCUGGAGGUGGGCCUGGAUAUGGGCUCCGACGGGCACGACAUGAUGGGCUUCGGCCCGCUCAUGCCCACCGACUCGGAGCGCUCGCUCAUGGAGAGGGUCAGGCAGGAGCUCAAGAUGGAGCUCAAGCAGGGUUUCAAGUCGAGAAUAGAGGAUGUGCGGGAGGAGAUCCUGAGGAAAAGGAGGGCCGGGAAGCUGCCUGGGGACACCACCAGCAUCCUCAAGCAAUGGUGGCAGGAGCACUCCAAGUGGCCAUACCCCACGGAAGACGAUAAGGCUAAGCUCGUCGAAGAGACCGGCCUGCAGCUGAAGCAAAUCAACAACUGGUUCAUCAACCAGAGGAAGAGGAACUGGCACAACAACUCCCAGACGUCAACCCUCAAAUCGAAGCGUAAAAGGUGAUGGAGGAGAGCUAGCUGCACCGUAUAUACCGUGUAUGUAACGCACACCUGCUGACACACAUGUACACAUGUAUACCAUACCAACACGCUAAUCAAACGGAGCUCUGCAUGGCGACUGUACUCACGGAAAUAAAGAGGACCAUAUCGACCGGUUCAACUGUAUAUCUAGCCAUUAGUCUGACCACUGGCAUAUUUGUUUGCUGCGGCUGAUACUUUGAGCUGAUGAUGUGUGGCUCACAGCAUACUUUAUUC